AUGUCAACCAGAAAAAAGCAAAUCUUAAAGGUCAUUAUUUUGGGCGACUCAGGUGUUGGUAAAACAUCCUUAAUGCAUCGUUACGUAAAUGACAAAUAUUCUCAACAAUAUAAAGCCACAAUUGGUGCCGAUUUUUUGACAAAAGAGGUUGCUAUUGAUAAUGAUACUACUGCGACAAUGCAAGUUUGGGAUACUGCGGGCCAGGAACGUUUCCAAUCCCUUGGAGUUGCAUUUUAUAGGGGUGCUGAUUGCUGUGUUUUAGUCUAUGAUGUUACUAAUCCAAAAUCGUUUGAAAAUAUAAAAUCAUGGAGAGAUGAGUUUUUAAUACAUGCUAAUGUUUCUUCCCCAGAAACUUUCCCUUUCGUUAUCCUUGGUAAUAAAGUCGAUACAAAAGAUUCCAAAAAAUCAGUAACUUUAAAAGCUGCACAAGAAUUAUCAAAAUCUUUGGGAAAUAUUCCGUUGUUUCAAACAAGUGCUAAAAACUCCAUUAAUGUUGAUUCUGCGUUUGAAGAAAUAGCACGUGGUGCGUUGGAACAAAAUAAAGCAGACGCAGAUGCAUAUGAAGAUGACUUUAAUGAUGCCAUUAAUAUUCAAUUAGAUGGAGAACCUAGCUCCUGUGCCUGCUAG
Henningerozyma blattae CBS 6284 is the source of this 627-nucleotide messenger RNA. RefSeq names its product Rab family GTPase YPT7 (gene YPT7). Gene Ontology annotation, cellular component: vacuole; phagocytic vesicle; late endosome. Gene Ontology annotation, biological process: regulation of vacuole fusion, non-autophagic. Lineage: Eukaryota; Fungi; Ascomycota; Saccharomycetes; Saccharomycetales; Saccharomycetaceae. Bases 1 to 627 code for a protein of 208 amino acids. The transcript has a single exon. Gene Ontology annotation, molecular function: GTP binding; GTPase activity. The record is from RefSeq and is a predicted model, not a curated record.